ACCAACAAUACAAUGAGAUAUAUUCUUUAAAGUACAAAUACAUAGCGACUUCCGUGCUGUGUAAUUAAUUUAUUAAUAAACAAGCUUACGUUGGUAGUUGCUUGUGAUGUCAUCAGUCUGCGACAGAACUCGCACAUGGGCAUGUCAGCACGGCAUGUUAGCGCAAACGGGCUACCUGUGACAAAAUGUGUGUAUAGGCUGAUCUGUUCUUUACUGCAUGGUAAUCGUUUUAAACGGAUACGUGUACCGGGUGACGUUUCUGCUUCGUUGGAUAAAAUCGUAGUAAAUAGAAAUAUAACGAAAUAUAAACAUCUUAAAGGAUAUCUUCACGCCACAUUUAGUGCUUUCAGCAUCAUGGAGACCAAGGAGUUAAACGAUGCAGGAAUAGAAAAGGAGCAGGGAGUACACGAAAGCUGCAAGAAAAGGAAAAACGACGACCCUGAAGAGGAGCACGAGAAAAACAAACGGGGUAAGAAGCGAAAGGGAGGCAAACAGAGGAAACCUGGUGAUAGAUAUGUUCCUCCACCACAGAAACGCAACCCCGGAGUAAGUUUUAACCAAGAACACUUCGCAGAAACGUCGUACUACUUUGAGGAAGGACUUAGAAAAGUGCACCCUUAUUAUUUUGAUUUUAAGACUUACUGCAAGGGUCGUUGGAUCGGUAAAACAUUAUUAGAGGUUUUCAGCAGUGAAUUUCGUGCAGAACCCCUUAAUUACUACAAGAAAGCAGUUAAAGAAGGACGUAUUCGCCUGAAUGAAAUACCUGUGGACGACUUAAAUAUAACACUAAAGAACAAUGACUUCAUGAGAAACACUGUGCAUCGCCAUGAGCCCCCUGUUAAUGGGCAGCCACUGCAGGUCUUGGUGGAUGAUGGUGAAGUUGUGGUGGUAGACAAGCCUGCCUCACUUCCUGUACAUCCAUGUGGCCGUUAUCGCCACAACACCGUCAUCUUCAUUCUGGGGAAAGAGAGAGGUCUUAGUGGCCUUCACACCGUUCAUCGCCUCGAUCGCCUCACCUCAGGCAUCCUGCUGUUUGCUCGCACACUGGAGAUGUCCCAGAAAUUGGACCAGAUGGUUCGGGAUCGACAGUUGGAGAAGGAGUAUGUUUGUCGUGUGGAGGGGGAGUUUCCUGACGGUGAGGUUGUGUGUGAAGAACCAAUUAUGGUAGUCUCAUUCAAGGUGGGUCUCUGCAGAGUGGAUCCCAAAGGCAAAGACUCGCGUACGGUUUUCCAGAAACUCAGCUACAAUGGGUGCUCUAGUGUGGUGCGCUGUCUCCCACUCACAGGGCGCACGCACCAGAUCCGCGUACAUCUCCAGUAUCUCGGCUUCCCCAUCCUCAAUGACCCCAUUUAUGGCUCUUCUGCUUGGGGCCCGAACAGAGGCAAGGGAGGUCUGGUGGGUAAAAAUGAUCAGGAGCUGCUGGAAGCUCUUAUUGAAGAGCAUCGUUCCAAGGAGAGUUUGCACCUCUUGGAUAUCACAGAUGAAGUUGUAUCUGGAAAGAGUGAGCUUGAUGCAGGCACCAGCAGCGGUGCUCUGGUUAACAAUGCACUGACUGUCAAGGAUGAAUCUGGAAACGCUGCAAAAGAAGACUGCGAAGAAUCAACUUCAAAUGACAAGGAAGCAGAAAUGAACAUUACACAGGCAGCUGAGAAGAAUUAUGAAUUAUCCAGAACUGCAGAUGCAACCAAAGUAGUCAGAGAUCAUUUAUGUUCAGAGUGUAAAAUUGUUCGACCUGACCCUACAGCAAAGGAGCUGGUCAUGUACUUGCAUGCAUUACGCUACAAAGGACCUGACUUUGAGUAUUCCACACAAUUGCCUGACUGGGCAAAAGAAGACUGGGUGCAGAAUUGAAUUGCUUUUUAAGAAUAGAUUUUUUUUUUACAUUAUUUCCUGUUCUUUAAGAAUGUUUAAUCUGUAGUAAAAAAAAAAAAAAUAGUGAAUGGAAAUGGCUGGCAUUUUAAUUUAUAUAUUUAAAAAAAAAAGAUCCGUGGUCCAAACUUUAAAUGAAAAUUUCUGUAACCAUUCAAAAAGCUAAGUAAAAAAUGAUUGGAAAUAGAGACACCA
Messenger RNA from Tachysurus fulvidraco (yellow catfish), 2064 nucleotides. RefSeq names its product RNA pseudouridine synthase domain containing 2 (gene rpusd2). Lineage: Eukaryota; Metazoa; Chordata; Actinopteri; Siluriformes; Bagridae. The transcript is spliced from 3 exons. The record is from RefSeq and is a predicted model, not a curated record. Bases 136 to 1851 code for a protein of 571 amino acids. Gene Ontology annotation, molecular function: RNA binding; pseudouridine synthase activity. Gene Ontology annotation, biological process: pseudouridine synthesis.